GGGGUAGCUAUGACAACCCGCCAAGAGGACGGCUAAGCACCUCACAGAGGGGCCUGGGUGCCUCAUUUCUGAAGUGAGACUAGGAAGAGAAGAUGAACAAUUCUCUGGAUUAUCUGGCCUACCCUGUUAUCGUCUCUAAUCAUAGGCAAAGCACAACCUUCAGGAAGAAACUGGACUUUGGCCACUACAUAUUUCACAAGAAUAGAAUACAAAUAGUGAAACCUACUGUUGAUACCAAGCCUCCAGCAGCACACACACACCACAUUCUGAAACUGAGCAAACUACAGGGUGAGCAAAAGAGAAUCGACAAGAUCGAGUAUGAAAACAAGCAACUGUGUCAGAAAAUCGCCAACGCCCAUCGCGGCCCUGCCAAGGUGGAUUGCUGGAACGAGUAUUUUUCCAAGAGCUUAAACAGAGAAACAAGGAACCGUGAGCUGGUGAGGAUCACCGUGGAGAACCAGGGGAUUCUCAAGAGACUGGAUGAUCGCAAACCCCACUAUGACCGCAAGGCAUCUGAGCUAGACUGGCAGAAUUCAAGGCGUUAUAUCAAAAAUACUACAAGAUAUCUUCUCUCCCAAGAUGAAUAGGUUUGUGUAGCUACAUCACAUGGUCACAACUGAUACCAAAACCCUAAGAAACUCAUAAAUGGUGAAUGAGAGGUCAUCCAUCCAGGGGCCUUGGCGCUCUGUCUUUCUUGCCUCCAUACAAGCAGGAGCUGGUACUGUCUUUGCCGUUGGCUUUGAGGUUCUGUGGGAGACCUGGGGGAAGCAAUGGGUUCGGAUAAGACAAACAGGAUGCCUUGUGGCUUUAAAGUUGUGCUAAAGUCACAAUACAGGUCUCUGCCAUUAUG
This is a messenger RNA of Ochotona curzoniae (black-lipped pika), 850 nucleotides long. It is a transcript of the gene CFAP97D1, whose product is annotated as CFAP97 domain containing 1. The transcript has 5 exons. NCBI's taxonomy places the organism in Eukaryota, Metazoa, Chordata, Mammalia, Lagomorpha, Ochotonidae. Gene Ontology annotation, biological process: sperm axoneme assembly. The coding region runs from base 93 to 587 and encodes 164 amino acids. The record is from RefSeq and is a predicted model, not a curated record.